This is a messenger RNA of Cynocephalus volans (Philippine flying lemur), 1624 nucleotides long. It is a transcript of the gene RAB7B, whose product is annotated as RAB7B, member RAS oncogene family. Gene Ontology annotation, cellular component: late endosome; phagocytic vesicle; lysosome. Gene Ontology annotation, biological process: endosome to lysosome transport; phagosome-lysosome fusion. The transcript is spliced from 6 exons. Gene Ontology annotation, molecular function: GTP binding; GTPase activity. Bases 181 to 837 code for a protein of 218 amino acids. The record is from RefSeq and is a predicted model, not a curated record. NCBI's taxonomy places the organism in Eukaryota, Metazoa, Chordata, Mammalia, Dermoptera, Cynocephalidae.
GAGGAGGAAAGCAGCGUGAAGUGAACUGGCCUCGACAAACUCUUUUUUGCUCCCAAAGCCGUUUUCCUCUGGCCCGGCUGAGACUGUUGCUCUGAGAGGAGACCUCCAGACUAGAGAGAACUCCCACCUGCCCUUGGUGGCCGAGUGCUGCACCGCCACAGCUGCUCUGAAGUUCCCCCCAUGAAUCCCCAGAAGAAGGUGGACCUGAAACUUAUCAUCGUCGGAUCCCUUGGUGUGGGAAAGACCUCCCUCCUUCACCAAUAUGUGCACAAGACAUUUUAUGAGGAAUACCAGACCACACUGGGGGCCAGCAUCCUCUCCAAGAUUAUCAUAUUGGAUGACACAACUCUGAAGCUACAGAUCUGGGACACAGGUGGUCAAGAGCGGUUCCGCUCUGUUGUGUCCACAUUCUACAAAGGCUCCGACGGCUGUAUCCUGGCUUUCGAUGUAACAGACCUGGAGUCCUUUGAAGCCCUGGAUAUCUGGCGGGGUGACGUUCUGGCCAAGAUUGUCCCCGUGGAGCAGUCCUAUCCCAUGGUGCUGCUGGGAAACAAAAUCGAUCUGGCAGAGCGGAAGGUACCCCAGGAGGUAGCUCAAGGCUGGUGUAAAGAGAAGGAUAUUCCCUACUUUGAAGUCAGUGCCAAGAAUGACAUCAAUGUGGUGCAAGCCUUCGAGAUGCUGGCCAGUCGGGCUCUGUCGAGGGGAGGUUGCGUGCUCUUGCACACCAGCCCAGGUGUUUUGAGAGGAAGAUGUGGAAGGAGCUGCUGCAAUAAUGAGGGAGCCCGACACUGGGGCGGUGAUUGCUGGGGCUCUGAAGUCGGACAGAUCCAGCUGUAAAUCUGGACUCAACCCCUUACUCACUGUGUGUCUUUGAGCAAGUCAUGCAGCCUCCCUAAGCCACCACUUCUCUACUUUUAUCAUACAAAUAAUAAUUGUCGUGAGGGUUAAAUAAAAUAUCAUAGCACAGAGAAGGCAUCAAAUAAAAGGUAGCUGUUUUUAAAAGGGAGCUACUUUCAGCAGGGGGGCUUCAUGCUGCAGAGAGGAUGGGCUCGGUGAGUGAUUAUGAGGUUACAGCAAUAGUCUAGGCAUGAGAGGACGGAGCUGGCAAGGAGGGGAUGGAUGGAUUAAAGAGACUCGGAAGUAGAACCGCUGGGGUUGAUGGUGGCCAAAUGUAGGAGAGAAGGAAACAGGAGCAGUUUAGGUUUAUGUCCAGGUUUCUAGCUUGACAAAUGGAGAGACAAUGUAUUAGUGAUGCCAUGAGCCAAGGUAGGGAACAGAGGAGAAAGCAGGGGCUUAUGUGAAAAAGGGGUGGAGAAAUCCAUUUGGGCACAUUGCAUUCGAGGUUCCUCGAGACACCCGGUAGAAACGUGGGUUCUGCAGUGAGCUCUGGGCUAGAACUAGCAAUAUUUGAGUCACCUAGGAGGUGCUCAACUAACAUUCUAAAAGAAACGAAGGUAGGUUAUUUUAGUGUACCAAUUUGGCCACAUUCAAGGAUUAGGGUAUUUACUUAUUUUAAAAUAUGAUUAAGAAUACCCUCAUAAUUAAAGAAGAGCCACUCACCUGCUUUGGGGGAUUUGGAAUGAUGGAAUUUUGCUCUUAGAAAGUUAGCAUUACCGUCCUGCUA